Messenger RNA from Arvicola amphibius (Eurasian water vole), 411 nucleotides. Its product is annotated as 60S ribosomal protein L26-like. Lineage: Eukaryota; Metazoa; Chordata; Mammalia; Rodentia; Cricetidae. Gene Ontology annotation, cellular component: cytosolic large ribosomal subunit. Gene Ontology annotation, molecular function: RNA binding; structural constituent of ribosome. The transcript has a single exon. The record is from RefSeq and is a predicted model, not a curated record. The coding region runs from base 34 to 411 and encodes 125 amino acids. Gene Ontology annotation, biological process: cytoplasmic translation; ribosomal large subunit biogenesis.
UCUUGCGGCCAUCGCUGGAUCGCAGCCGCCAAAAUGAAGUUCAAUCCCUUUGUGACUUCUGACCGGAGCAAGAACCGCAAACGGCAUUUCAAUGCGCCUUCUCACAUUCGGAGGAAGAUCAUGUCUUCCCCCCUUUCCAAAGAGCUGAGACAGAAGUACAGUGUUCGCUCGAUGCCCAUUCGAAAGGAUAACGAAGUUCAGGUUGUCCGGGGACACUACAAAGGCCAGCAGAUUGGCAAAGUGGUCCAGGUGUACAGGAAGAAAUACGUCAUCUACAUUGAACGGGUGCAGAGAGAAAAGGCUAAUGGCACAACUGUCCACGUGGGCAUCCACCCCAGCAAGGUGGUGAUUACCAGGCUAAAGCUGGACAAAGACCGAAAGAAGAUUCUGGAAAGAAAAGCCAAGUCUUGA